CGUAAUCUGAGGUUUUCAGCGUUCUCUCCGGCUGAGUUCUGCAACACUUCCUUCUCUCUUUCUCUCUAACUUUUCUUUUUUAUUUCUUCCCUUUCUGGCGGUGCGCUGAGCUGCUUGCUCUUAUUAUCUUCCUGCAAGCGGACUUUAUACAAAGAGAGCUCGCCGUUUUCACUUUUGCACUUUUGAGAAGUGAAAAACACACAUCUAUUUCAUCAACCCACUGCAUUCUACUGAUGAGUGCUGUCUCCAAUGCUUUCCUUCCAGUCCUGGUCUGAUAGCUGGUUUUGCUUGGUGGAUUUGUAUCAUUUGGGAACUUUACUGAAUGGUCUGGCGGCUUUUUCACUCUUUCGGUCUGAGUUUGAUGGGAUAAGUGUUUGUGGUGUGUUGUAUUUGGUUCCGUAGGGUUGGAAUUCGGGAUAAAAUGGAGAUGACAAAUGGACUGCUCCUGCUGUUGUUUGGGUUGCUGGGGUUUAUGAUAAGGGGAGGGUUUUGCCAGGAUGAUGCGGCUGUUUACAUUGUUACCUUGAAUCAGGCUCCCGCAGUUCAUUACUAUGGCAAGAUUGCGGAGAUGAAGUCGUCCGGAAGCGGUCGAGUUAGUUAUGGAGGUUUUGGGAGGCUAGAUACCAGGAAACCGAGCAAUGUUUCACGUACUGGCAGUGACUACAGCUCAUUUCUAAUUAGAUUUCAAAAUUCUCUAUUGAGAAGGGUACUAAGUGGUGAGAGCUACCUUAAACUGUAUAACUAUCACUACUUGAUCAAUGGCUUUGCUGUUCUAAUCACUCCUCAGCAGGCAGACAAGCUUUCUAAGAGAAGAGAGGUAGCGAAUGUUGAAUUGGAUUUCUCUGUCAGGACCGCAACCACAUACACCCCUGAAUUUUUGGGUUUGCCCAAAGGGCCGUGGGUGCAAGAAGGAGGACCAGAAUUUGCUGGAAAAGGAGUUGUCAUUGGUUUUAUUGACACUGGAAUUGAUCCAACACACCCUAGCUUUUCUGAUAUUCUCUCAGACACUGUUUAUCCCGUUCCUGCCCACUUUUCUGGAGUUUGUGAAGUUAUGAUUGAUUUUCCAUCCGGUUCCUGCAAUAGAAAACUUGUUGGAGCUCGCCACUUUGCAGCAUCCGCCAUAACUAGGGGAAUUUUCAAUUCUUCUCGGGAUCAUGCUUCGCCCUUUGAUGGGGAUGGCCAUGGAACGCAUACAGCCUCCAUAGCCGCUGGUAACCAUGGGGUUCCUGUGAUCGUGUCAGGGCAUCACUUUGGAAAUGCUAGUGGAAUGGCUCCUCAUGCCCAUGUUGCUGUUUAUAAGGCCUUGUAUAAAAAUUUUGGAGGCUUUGCUGCCGAUGUUGUUGCUGCCAUAGACCAGGCAGCUCAAGAUGGCGUUGACAUCAUAAGUUUAUCAAUCACUCCUAAUAGGCGUCCUCCUGGCAUAGCCACUUUUUUCAAUCCUUUAGAUAUGGCUUUACUUUCAGCCGUAAAAUCUGGAAUAUUUGUUGUGCAAGCGGCAGGAAAUACUGGUCCUUCACCAAAGAGCAUGUCGUCCUUUAGUCCGUGGAUAUUCAGUGUCGGUGCUUCAGCUCAUGAUAGAGUUUAUAAUAACUUUAUUGUGCUAGGAAAUAAUCUUACCAUAUCUGGCGUUGGACUUGCACUGACUUGAUGUACACUCUAAUAUCUUCAACUCAUGCCUUGAGAAAGGAUUCAGAUAGAGAGAAUAAGUUUUAUGCAGGGGAAUGUCAAGACCCUAGUUAUCUUAACCACGAUUUGGUAAAAGGAAACAUCAUAAUUUGUAGCUAUUCAAUCAGAUAUGUGCUUGGUCUUUCCUCGGUUAAGCAAGCAUUGGUAACUGCAAAGAAUGUUAGUGCUGCUGGCAUUCUAUUCUACAUGGAUCCUUUUGUCGAUGGGUUUCAGCUCAACCCUAUGCCCAUGGAUAUACCUGGCCUGAUAAUACCCUCUCCUGUUGACUCCAAGACUAUUCUUCAAUACUAUAAUGCAUCAUUGGUGAGGGAUGGAGUUUCAAACGCCAUAGUUAAAUUUGGUGGUGUAGCAAGAAUAUUGGGAGGCCUUGGUGCUAACUAUAGCAACUCUGCUCCUAAAGUUAUGUAUUAUUCCGCAAGAGGGCCAGAUCCAGAGGAUAAUUCGCUUGCAAAUGCAGACAUAAUGAAGCCAAAUCUUAUAGCUCCUGGGAACUUCAUUUGGGGUGCUUGGAGUUCUGCAGGUACAGACUCGAAUGAAUUUCAAGGUCAAAAUUUUGCAUUGAUAUCUGGAACUAGCAUGGCCGCUCCCCAUGUAGCUGGGCUCGCUGCUCUAAUAAAACAGAAAUUUCCAACUUUCAGCCCAUCAGCCAUUGCUUCUGCACUCUCCACAACCGCUACACUUUAUGACAAGCAAGGCGGACCAAUCAUGGCUCAACGAACAUACACCAACCCAGACUCAUCCCAAUCACCCGCAACACCGUUCGACAUGGGAAGCGGUUUUGUUAAUGCUACUGCUGCUUUAGAUCCAGGAAUCAUUUUCGAUGCGUCUUAUGAUGAAUACAUUUCUUUUCUUUGCGGCAUCAAUGGUUCUGCGCCUGUGGUUCUAAACUAUACCGGCAACAAUUGUGAUGCCGACACCAUUAAUGGAACUGACUUGAACUUACCUUCGGUAACUGUCGCUUUGCUGAAUCAAUCGAGAACCGUCACAAGGAGAUUGACAAACAUAGCUAGUGAUGAGACCUACAGUGUCAGCUUCAGUGCUCCUUAUGCGGUUUCUCUCCGGGUCAAUCCUAUUCGGUUUUUGUUAGCAAAGGGAGAGACACUAAACCUGACUUUUGUACUGACUGCAACAAUGAACAGCAGCUCUGCGAGCUUCGGGAGGAUUGGGCUCUAUGGGAGCCGAGGUCAUGUUGUGAUGAUUCCAUUGUCAGUCAUUGUGAAGAUUACAAGCAACUUGACUACUACAAGCUGAAAUGGACCAUGGUUUGACAAAUCUGAUGGCGUAUUUUUUGAUUUUUUUUGAACUUGUGUUGUAACAUAACAUUAUAAUGCUGAAGCUGAAUGCAAUUAGAUAGAUAUUGGCCCAAUGCUUGUAUCAUAUUCUAACAAGUUACUCAUGGGAAGUAAUUUUUGCUGUUUUCCUUA
Phalaenopsis equestris is the source of this 3110-nucleotide messenger RNA. RefSeq names its product subtilisin-like protease SBT2.2. Gene Ontology annotation, biological process: proteolysis. Lineage: Eukaryota; Viridiplantae; Streptophyta; Magnoliopsida; Asparagales; Orchidaceae. The record is from RefSeq and is a predicted model, not a curated record. Gene Ontology annotation, molecular function: serine-type endopeptidase activity.